CCAAAGGUCCAAGAAGUGGCAAGAGAAGAAGAUAGGAUUAAUGUAAAAGAGGUCAUGGAUUCGUGGACACUUCAAACCGGAUACCCAGUUGUUACAGUGUCACGUGACUAUGAAACCGGCACUGCGAAAGUUACUCAAAACCGUUUUUUGCUUGAAAAGGAAGAAGCUCGAAAUGUCAGCAGUGAACCUCUCUGGAAAAUUCCAAUCACGUACACACAUUCUAGAAACUCUGACUGGGAAAACACCACAACUAAACUGUGGCUUCACUCUGCUACAGGUACCUUGAGAGAUUUACCAGGACCGAAUGAUUGGUUAAUACUAAACAUCCAGGAAGUGGGGUACUAUCGUGUCAACUACGACAUUCAUAACUGGAAACUGGUAAUAAACCAACUGGAGAAGGACCACAAGGUCAUUCAUGUUGUUAAUAGGGCCCAAUUAAUGGACGAUGCCAUGGACCUCGCCAGAGCUGGGUUGCUACCGUAUGACUUAGCUUUGAUGACGACUCUUUACAUUAAUAAAGAACGGAAUUAUCUACCAUGGGAAGCGGCUUUGGAAUCUCUGUCGUAUAUUGAUAUGAUGUUGUCACGCAGUGCCAUCUAUGGAAAAUGGGAGAAGUACGUCCUGAGACAGUUAAGCUCCAUGUACAACGAAUUGGGUUGGGAAGAAGACGAAACAGAGAGCAUACUCAUCCAGUACAAUCGAAUCAACAGCCUGGGGUGGACUUGUAAACAUGGGCACCCGCAAUGCGUAAAAAUCGCCAAACGAAAAUUUCAAGAAUGGAAGGAUAACUACAAUGACCUAACAAUCAUUCCACCAAACUUGAGAAGCGUUGUCUACUGUACCGCAAUACAAUAUGGAGGACAAGAAGCGUGGGACUUCACUUGGCAGAGAUAUUUGGAAGAGGAGGUUGCGUCGGAAAGAGACAAAUUAAUGAGGGCACUUGCAUGCGCACGUGAACCGUGGCUCCUUUCAAGGUAUCUGGAGUGGUCUCUGAAUCAAAGUUCCGGAAUCAAACGUCAGGAUGGAACUUACGUGUUUCGAUCUGUAGCUUCUAACAUAUAUGGUCGAGACAUAGCGUUCAACUACCUUAGAGAAAAGUGGGACAUUCUAUUAGACAUCUAUGGAAAGUCUUUUUUUUCCCUUGGAAGUCUUGUACAAACUGUUACGUCUUCUCUCAACACUCAGUUUGAAUUAGAUCAGCUGGUGAAGUUUUACGAAAACCAUAAGGACAAGUUGGGAACGGCGCACCGGUCGUUCAAGCAAGCGAUCGAAAAGGCCCGUGCUAAUGUUCAUUGGAUGAACAAGAAUUUCGAGAUUAUUGCUAGCUGGCUCGAUAACAUAUCCUUAUAACCUCUUACUCAUUACUACGCAUUGGGGUGAAGUCCUACACAAGAAUAUUAUAUCUAAACCAGAAGAGAACCAAUGCUUGUGAACAACAACAACAAUAAAAAAAAACAAAAAACAUUUCCAGGUAUUCAGUGGAGUAGUUAAGAAUUACACUAUAUUUGAAACGUGCAAAUUAUUAUCCCCUGUGUAACCUUUCAAGGUAAACUGGUCACGUUACAUCUGAUAUCAGCUGAAAGGUCAUUUAAACCAUUACAAUAUUGGAGUUAUAACGUUAUCUUUUUUUUUCUUCUUUUUUGAGCUCUCUUGGAUAAUUUCACGUGUUUUUUCCUAAUCAUCUGUGUAUAUAAUCCUUUCCUGUGCAGAUCCUGAUACAGCAUAGACCAGUUAAAACUCGUAUUUUAGUAACACAUUUUCUUACAAUACAAGAUGUCUUAAACGAGGAAUAUUCAGUCAUUUUUAACCAUCUGUUGACAGUGGAUACCGACCCAAUAUCAUUUACAUAUAAGUACAUUUUUCUAGACAUCUGUACAAGCCUCAUUACAGCCAAGCCCUUUUAUAACUGAUAGAUUAAGUUGUCUUUUUCAUUUUUUUUAUUACCAAUCGUUUUCUUAAGAAAAAUCAUCGCUCUUGAAAAUUAUAAUUUCUUUUUAGAUUCAUAUUUACUUUUUUUGUUGUUCAAAUUUCACAUUGGAAUAUUUCAUCGUACCCAGCUGUCUGUUUCUCGUGAUAUAAAACGUUGUUUUACG
Messenger RNA from Limulus polyphemus (Atlantic horseshoe crab), 2093 nucleotides. Its product is annotated as aminopeptidase N-like. The transcript is spliced from 11 exons. Gene Ontology annotation, molecular function: metalloaminopeptidase activity; peptide binding; zinc ion binding. The record is from RefSeq and is a predicted model, not a curated record. Gene Ontology annotation, cellular component: cytoplasm. Gene Ontology annotation, biological process: proteolysis; peptide catabolic process. NCBI's taxonomy places the organism in Eukaryota, Metazoa, Arthropoda, Merostomata, Xiphosura, Limulidae. The coding region runs from base 55 to 1350 and encodes 431 amino acids.